Molecule: messenger RNA, 429 nt
Organism: Ogataea parapolymorpha DL-1
Lineage: Eukaryota; Fungi; Ascomycota; Pichiomycetes; Pichiales; Pichiaceae
Exons: 2
Biological process (GO): cytoplasmic translational elongation; translation
Cellular component (GO): ribosome; cytosolic large ribosomal subunit
Molecular function (GO): structural constituent of ribosome
Source: RefSeq, a predicted model, not a curated record
CUGCGUACGUCGUGUGCGGGUCCUGAAAAUUUUCCAGUGCGGUGCAAGGUGUCAACUAGAAAUAUUGAAGAAAUUCGACAUCUUCAACAUAGCACAAAAAUGAAAUACAUCGCUGCUUACCUUUUGCUUGUUCAAGCUGGAAACACCGCCCCAUCUGCCGCCGACGUCACCAAGGUGCUCGAGUCUGUUGGUGUCGAAGUGGAAUCUGAAAAACUGGACAAGCUGAUUGCCGAAGUUGAAGGCAAAUCCGUGGAAGAGCUCAUCUCUGAAGGUACCGAAAAGAUGUCCAGUGUCCCAACUGGUGCUCCAGCUGCUGCUGCUGGUGCUUCUGGUGCUGCUGCCGGUGCUUCUGAGGCUGCUGCUGAGGAGGCUGCUGCUGAAGAAGAGGAAGAGGAGGAUGACGACAUGGGCUUCGGUCUCUUCGACUAG